Molecule: messenger RNA, 2392 nt
Organism: Syngnathus typhle (broad-nosed pipefish)
Lineage: Eukaryota; Metazoa; Chordata; Actinopteri; Syngnathiformes; Syngnathidae
Product: calretinin-like
Exons: 12
Coding region: 1219-2031 (270 amino acids)
Biological process (GO): regulation of long-term synaptic potentiation; regulation of presynaptic cytosolic calcium ion concentration
Cellular component (GO): dendrite; cytosol; synapse
Molecular function (GO): calcium ion binding
Source: RefSeq, a predicted model, not a curated record
UAAAGUGUUUUCCUCGGCUUCUUCUGCAGCUUCACCCCCACCACGAGCACCCAUUCUUCAUACCAGCUUCCAGGGACCGAACCACAGAGUGGUUUGUAUGAGGAAGGAGAUUAAGAAAAGAUAGGCGAUAGGGCUCACGCGGCAAAGGGAACAAAGGUAGGUUAGUGAUUUAGGAGAUAUGCAAGAGCGGCCAUUUGGAUUUACGCCCUGAGUGGGUUCGAUUGACCUCAGUGGGCCAGGAAGAGUGAUGGAGAAUGUGAGAAGAGGUUUGAAGAAGGGUGGAAAGUAGCGCUAAUACGGGGACAGAGCUUCGACCCAUCUGCGGGACAGCUCAAAUCAAAAGUCAGCAGAGGAGAGAAGCAAGUGAAGUGGAAGACAAUGUGUCUAUAAAUGGAACAAGGCAAUGCAUCAAACACAUGAUGAAAUAUUCUAGUUUGUCCUCCCCAGAUGUUUGGGCCUCUUGGGUGACACGGGGUCAGUUUUGAAGGUGAUUAAAUGCUUUACGUUCACAACUAGGAGUGCAGAAGGAGAUCAUUUAUGUUGCCGAGACUACGAUCUGUGUUGCUGAUAUAGCAAAUAAUCUUCCUUACUGAAAGAAUGGAAAUUAAUCCGUUCUAUCCUCCCCUCUUCAAAAAACCAAAAUGUUUUAUUUACUUUCUCAAAAGAAAAGCACUCUAAAAUAUUGUACUUGAUGAAAACAAAUAGUAAGCACAUUGCAGUUGAAUAGAAUGUGAGGAAUUAUGUGCGUCAUGGUUGUUUGUGGCUUUUUCUGGUGUGUGAGUGGAAGGGGGCAGUAUGCUGUUACAAAUGAAGAAGAGUUUCACAACUACUACAGUGUUUUAGCACAAAAUGAGAAAUAAUUACAUUUAAGUAAAUGAACAUGUUUGUAUAAUACUGUAAAUGCUAAACACAUGUUCUUAUCCCUUUAUUUGAUUAGGGAGAGAGGGGAACCAUCGAAGAUUUCUCAUCAUGAGCAGCAAAAUCGUCACAGCAGCAGCACGUUGUGCAUCAUUUCAGGCGAAAGUGGUCCCCGGUUCCCAUGGGUCGACGUCUUCACGGCCGAGGCGCUCCCUAGUGGCGGGAAGGAGAGGUGCAGCUGGGGGGGGUUUAAAAGCAGCGAGUGGGGAGGAGCGGCAAGUCAAAGCGAGGAUCUACACAGGCAAAAGUUGAUCUUUCAUCCAUCGUGCAAGUGCAUCCAUUCUAAGGAGAGGAGACGAAAUGGCAGCCCAGACUCACCAACCUCACCUGCACCUGGCCGAGCUCACUGCAGCUCAGUUCAUCGACAUCUGGAAACAUUUUGAUGCAGACGGAAAUGGCUACAUCGAAGGGAAGGAACUGGAAAACUUCAUUAGAGAGCUGGAAUUGGCCAGACGAGGAGCAGGCGUGGAUCCUUCACAUGCUGCAUUCAAGGAGAAGAUGAGGGAGUUCAUGGCCAGUUUCGACAAGAAUUCUGAUGGGAGGAUUGAGAUGACAGAGUUGGCUCAACUUCUGCCCACAGAAGAAAACUUCCUGCUAUGUUUCAGGGAAUUUGUGGGAUCCAGCACUGAAUUCAUGGCCGCUUGGCGAAGGUAUGACACCGAUCGUAGCGGAUACAUUGAGUCGAAUGAACUGAAGGGCUUCCUGACAGACCUGCUGAAGAAAGCCAACACAAGUUAUGAUGAUAAGAAGCUCAGUGAAUACACGCAGACAAUUCUAAGAAUGUUUGAUCUGAACGGCGAUGGGAAACUCGGUCUCUCCGAGAUGGCAAGGCUCUUGCCGGUACAGGAGAAUUUCUUGAUGAAGUUUCAGGGCAUCAGGCUCACAGUCAAGGAAUUCGACUCCCUCUUCACACUCUACGAUAAGGAUGGUAAUGGCUACAUCGACGAGCAGGAGUUGGAUGCUUUGCUGAAGGACCUCUCUGAUAAGAAGAAAAUGGACGUAGAUGUCACAGGACUCUCGGGGUACAAGAAAAGCAUCAUGGCUCUGUCGGACGGAGGGAAACUGUUUCGCAACGAGUUGGAGAUCGUCCUCUGCCGGGACUCUGAGCUGUAAGACCCCCACCACCACCCCACCCACUGCCUCCUUCCUACCUCCUGGUGCAUGUAUGACCCUGCUUACACUGCUAGAAAGAAAACUAAAAGCGCUCCUAAAAGCACUCAGUCAACUGCUGGCCCUUAACAUUGAAGAUUUCCAACAUGACGCUCCAUGGUGAAAUAGCCUUAGCAAUUGAAUAUAUUGUGGAAUCAGUUUUUAUUUAUUUAUUUUUUAUUUCCCAUUUUAAUAUGCAUUUGCAGUUUUACAUUAAUCCAUCUAUGCCCUACUCUCACUUAAUGCUUCUGUUUUAUUCUGCUUAUUUUUGUCAAAACCAAUUCACUCUUGUUUAUUUUAUGAAGCUUAUACUGUUCUAAUAAAU